GCUCCUACAAGGAGAAACGAGCAAAAGAUACAGAUAUCACACUCAAGGAGAUUACACGGAUACUGGACUCUUCAGCCUGACCUCCAUGUAAGCCACUUGAUACAAUGGCAUUAAAAAUGGAGGAAAUGAGCAUGGUGGGAUUUUUUUUCUUCAGCGAUGUGGAAAUGGAAAAAAGCCCCAUCAAUUUUCAAAAUAAAGUUUUCCUGCAACACUUUGUAUUUGGUGACGGAUGAUUGGGAUCCAGAGAAGAAGAAAAAAAGAAGAAGAAACUAGUAUGAGACCAAAACCAGUAAAUGACACAUACAACAAAUUACACAAAAUGGAAAAAAGUUUCAUGUGACAGAAGUAAACUGCUCUCAGUCAUCACCCUUUGAACAACAUUUAGUUGGAUUUUAUUUUCAGACAAUAAUGAGACUUAUACAAAGAUUUAAAAGUAUUAUGCAUGUAAUAAUAUUUAUGCAUCUUAUAUUUAUUUCAUUAUCCUGCUUUUAUUCUGUUGUUUUAGCAGAUAAUCUUAUGAUCUACUGAAUUGCUUUAAUAUGCACUCACCAGACACUUUAUUAGGUACACCUUACUACUCAUUUCUUCAUGGUUCAGCGAGCUGCUGGAGAUAUUCCUCAGAGAUUUUGGUUCAUAUCGUCGCGACAGACACAGCUGCUGCAGAUUUGUUGGCUGCACUUCCAUGAUGUGACUCUCCUGUUCCACCACAUCCCUAGUGUGCUUUGUUGGAUUGACAUCUGGUGGCUGUGGAGGCCGUCUGAGUACAGUGAACUCGCUGUCAUGUUCAAGAAACCAGUUUGAGAUGAUUUGAGCUUUUUCAUGUGGUGUGUUAUCCAUCAGAUGAUGUGUACACUGUGGUCAUAAAGAGAAGGAAAUAGUCAGCAGCAAUGCUUAAUUAAGACCAAGAUUUAAAUGAUCCUCAGCUGGAACUAAGGGCCUCAAAAUCUGCCAAGAAAAUAUCGCGAACACUAUUACACCACCAGCAGCUUAAACCAUUGAUACAAGUCAAGAUGGAUCCAUGCUUUCAUGUUGUUUACACCAAAUUCUGACCCGACCAUCUGAAUGUCGCAGGAGAAAUUAAGAUCGACCAAGCAAUUGUCCAAUUUUGAUGAGGCCACACAAACUAGAGUGUCCAUUCCGAGUCGUUAGCCAGUGUUAGUGGUGCGCCGUGAUCUUCUGCUGCUCAAGGUUCGACGUGUCGUGUGUUCGGAGAUGCUCUUCUGCAUUCCUUGCUUGGAACGAGUGGUUUAAGUCGCCUUCCUCAAAGCAGCCUGCCUGCUCUCUUCUGAGCUUUGGCAACAGCAAUUCAUUUUCACCCAGAGAACUGACGCUCACUGGAUACUUUCUCCGUGCUUAAAUUCACUUAUUCGCUGACCUCUGAUUGGCUAAUCCAAUAUUUUGUUUUGCCCAAGACAAUGAGCAGUUGAACAGGUGUUUCUUAUAAUCCGGUGAGUGUCAUAGUUUGCUAAUUAGAGCGUCUUUAAUAUAUUUAACUGAUGAAUACAUUUACAUUAUAAUGGGAUUAUAAGUUAGCAAUUUAUUCCUGUUUUUCAUAAAGCUUAAUGACCUAACAGGUAAGCUUCACUUAUGCCUCAUCGGCACUUUUUUCCCCACUUUGUGAUCAAAUGAACACAAAUAAAUUCAUGAAAUACCAUCCUGUCUCGUGUGGGUUUUUGUUAACCAGUUUACCAUAUUUUAAGAGCACAGUUCCCCUCUGGUGCAAAGAACGUGAAAAAUUACAGAUAUUAAUAAUUACCUGAACAGAGUCGUUGCUGCAGUAAACUGUCACCGUGAGCAAUCACUGUGACACAAACUGGAGGAUUCAUUUUGAUAUUUGCAUCUGUGCUCUAAGUAUAUGUCGCAACGUCUUCACUUAAAGACAUUUCAAAAACAUGUGAUGACACAAGCGUGUGCUGUAACACACGGGGGAAGGAGACAGGACAUUGGGUCAGCGCUGUGCAAAAUCCCCAAAUUGUAUCAUGUUUAAAGAGUUGCUCUUGAACGUCAGACUCAUUUGGGUGCCCAGCCUUUGUCAUCUUUAGAGCCAUGUCAAUUGUCUAUGUCUUUGAAGACUAUUUCUCUUGGAAUGACUCCAGUAUCAAUGACUCCAGUAUCAAUGAGUCCAGCACAUUCACUCCAGAUCCACAUACCUUAAAAUGUGGACACAAACCUCUGGAACCUACAGCAGCUAUUACCCUAUGUUUAAUCCUCAUAGGCAUCUUCUUACUGGCUAUACCAGGAAACCUGCUGGUAGGAUGGGUGAUCAGGACCAGCCAACAAACUCUGACUCCAUCAGAUGUAUACCUGUUCCACCUGACCAUAGCAGACGGACUGAUGGCUCUGACGCUCCCGUUCUUUGCUGUAGCACUGAUCCAAGGAUGGGUCUUUGGAGACUUCCUGUGUAAAUUCCUCAACCUCGUCAUGGAUGCAAACUUCUACACCAGCAUCAUCUUCCUCGCCUGUAUUAGCAUCGAUCGUUACCUUGUGAUUGUGCACGCCAGGGAGACACUCAAGAGCCGUCAGAGGAUGUGCAGCAAAAUGCUCUGCACAGCGGUGUGGGCCCUCGGUUGUGCCCUCGCUCUUCCUGCUCUUUUCAAUGAUGUCAGGGAGAAAGAUGCCGAGAAGAUGAUGUGCUCUGUGAGCUUUGACAUCGGCAACUCCAUCGUAUGGAGGCUCGCCACUCGGGGAUUCAUUCAUAUUUUUGGCUUUUUGGUCCCUGCGAUUGUCAUGAUAUCCUGCUACAGCAUCACUGUUGCACGGCUGCUGCUCACUCGUGGUUUCCAGAAGCACCGAGCCAUGCGGGUGAUCAUAACCGUGGUGAUUGCGUUUCUGCUCUGCUGGACACCAUACCAAAUAACCAUCAUGGUAGACAUACUGCUGAGAGCUGAUCUAGUAAAGUUCGACUGUGCUGUGAGGAGGUCGGUGAGCACAGCCGUGGUUGCAACCCACUGCCUGGCUCUGCUGCACAGCUGCAUCAACCCUUUCCUCUAUGCCUUUGUGGGAGAGAAGUUCAGGAAGAAGAUGAAACUGCUUCUUCAUAGAAAGCUCAGACAGGAAAGGAUGUCAGGGUCAAGGUUCAGCAGGUCAACAUCUCAGACCUCAGAAGGCAUUGGAACAGUUCUCUGAGUGCUCAGUGAAUUUUUUUAUCUCAAGACUUCUAGAAAACAAACUGCUUUUAAAUAUAUAAAUGAAGGAAAGAUUGAUCAUUUAAAUUUGUCUAGUUGUCCAAAGUUUAAUUAUUAGAGUGAAUCAUUUCUGCACCAUUUAAUACAUAUUAAGGGCACUGAAUUUGCACCAAAAUCAUGGACUGAAUAGCAAACAUGGCCACCAGUAGAAUCUGUGCUCCAUUAAAGAAAUGUAAGAGCCAUAUUUUUUUUUAAAAUUUGGCUCAUGUAAAUUAUUUUAAAUCUUAUGUGGGGGAAUUUGGACCUGAUGAUGUCAUCUUAGAGCUGUAAAUAUCUUUUAUUUCAAUUUCUUGACUUAUUUUAUAACUGGUUUUUAAUUGACUAACAUUUUUAUAUAUUAGUUACUAUUGUCACACACAAUCAACUAAACCAACUGCGACUUAUGGUAGAUUACUUAAGGGUUUAAAAUAAGAUUAAUAAUUACAAAGUCUAGGUCUCUUUGCUCUUGCUGCAGGGUAGUGUGGAUAUUGUGCAUUAUUUAAAUGUCCUUGCCCAGAUUUCAUAUUAAGUUUACGUGCUGCAUUGCUGCCAUCUAUUGGAUUAUCUUUGGUAAUAAGGAAUUUCCUCUAUCUGGAUCAAGUCCAUGUUCAUUUUUACACACGAUUGAAUUCUGUGUCAUUCUGUCUGAAAUCAAAUUAAAUGUUCUGCUUGACCAUUUCUAACUUGUAUAAUCAUUUUAUGGUAUAAAGAUUGAGCAUAUAUAAUGAUUGCUGUGAAAUUUUAGCUUCGUGUAUGAAAGAGUUUUCAAGAUAUAUAUUUUUCAAAAAUGCCCAAUCAAAGCACAUUCAUGCCAUUUCUCUUGCACGUUGAAAUCGGAGACAAUGUUUGAACACGACUAUUAAAAAAACAAAAACAAAAU
Molecule: messenger RNA, 4044 nt
Organism: Oreochromis aureus
Lineage: Eukaryota; Metazoa; Chordata; Actinopteri; Cichliformes; Cichlidae
Product: C-X-C chemokine receptor type 2-like
Exons: 4
Coding region: 2047-3126 (359 amino acids)
Biological process (GO): G protein-coupled receptor signaling pathway; immune response; neutrophil chemotaxis
Cellular component (GO): membrane
Molecular function (GO): C-X-C chemokine receptor activity
Source: RefSeq, a predicted model, not a curated record